UCGACCGUUGGACCCACAUUUCUGUAUAUGUGUUUCCGCGCGGACGCGUGCACACACUCGCAUCGCACACACACACUGGCACGCGUGUGCCGUUGCGAGAACGCGUGCUCCCGUGCAAGCACACGCAAGCACACGUUCCAACACACACGCGCGAACUGUGUCCGAGUGUUACUUCCCGGCCGUGGAGGAUCGCGUGUGACUGACGUGUGACAUCCCAAGGGGAGGAAGCUUGUGAACAGCGAUUGCAGAGCACAGCUGCUAGUGAUCGAGUGUCCAAUUCGAGCUUCAUCUUUGACCCAACCGAUCAACAGAAUCGUAUCGGAUCGCAACUGAUAUAUAACCCUUUUGGAAGACCGAACUUGACAGACACGUUGGAUCGUAGCAGGUCGCAGCAGACAAUCCACCCCUUGGUACAUAUAUACAUUGGAUGAAACGACGGAAGCUAAGAUUGUAGCAGAUCUCACCUGACAAACGACACUUUCGGACAGACACCUGGUCCAAUUAGAUCCAUCAACGUCCCGGUGCAGAUCGGUGCAUCGAUCCAAUCGUUCGAGAGAUUCGAGACUGGACACUGGACGAGUUGGAAAUCGGUGGAUAUCCAGGUCGACACGCAGAGGUGGAGCCUGUUACUCGUUAGCGCGGACGUCGUUUUCGUCGGUGAACAGAAAUGGCGUCGGCUGCGGCAGAGUUGGUGGCCGAGAGGGAACCGGAACCGAUAAUGGAAAUGACGGACACGAAUCGAACGUUCGUGGGUGCCCAAGGACUGGUCAGAAUGGCGCUGGACCAAUACACGGAAAUUCUCACCACGAUUUCGGACCCUCGAGUCAGCGACUGGCCUUUGAUGGACUCACCGAUACCGACCUUCCUGAUCGUACUCCUCUACCUAUACGGUGUGACGAUAUUCGGUCCAAGGGUGAUGGUGAACAGGAAACCGUUCAAACUCAGGGGAGCUUUGGUAGCGUACAACGCGUUUCAAGUAGUCUUCUCGUUAGGGAUGCUCUACGAGCACCUGAUGUCCGGCUGGCUGUUGGACUACAGUUACAAGUGUCAACCGGUGGACUACUCCCACAACCCGUCUGCCCUUCGAAUGGCGAACCUAUGUUGGUGGUACUUCAUCAGCAAAUUCACGGAGUUCGCUGACACGAUAUUCUUCAUUCUGCGCAAGAAGGAUAGCCAAGUGACGUUCUUGCAUCUGUACCAUCACUCUUUGACACCUCUGGAAACAUGGAUUUGCGUGAAAUUCAUCGCUGGAGGACACGGUACUUUGGGAAACCUUAUAAACAACGCGGUGCACGUGAUAAUGUAUUUGUAUUAUAUGGUGUCCGCAAUGGGACCGGAGUACCAAAAAUAUUUAUGGUGGAAGAAGCACCUCACUUCCGUCCAGUUGGUACAAUUCUUCCUAGUGUUCGUGCACAGCACUCAGGCUCUGGUCUUCGACUGCGGCUACCCAAAGCUAGUGGCAGCGCUGCUCCUACUUCAUUCAACGAUCUUCUUUAUCCUCUUCUCAGACUUCUACCGACGAGCGUAUAACAAGGGCAGGACGAAGAAGGAGCUGAAAAACGAAUAAACGUUAUCGCGCAUUAUUCCAAAUUUGCCUGCGAUACGCUCCAACGCGUUGACCUCUCGGCCACGCAUGCACGAUCGAUAAUCACGAAUCGAUCACACAGGAAAUCGUCUUCGAAUCUUUCUGACGCCAUCAUUUCAAAUUUGAACUUCUUAAACUUUACGUUUUAUCUUAGUUUAAAAAUGAUGAAAGAGUAUGCUAGUAAUGUUAGUAAAUUAACAAUCACGUGCUAUCGAUCACGAUAGAGGCAAUUUGAUUAGACGACGAUUCGUGAUCGAUCGUCUGGAGGAUCGAGAACGAUUGUUCGAUUGGGGUGGAGCUUACAGAUU
This is a messenger RNA of Eufriesea mexicana, 1893 nucleotides long. Its product is annotated as elongation of very long chain fatty acids protein 7. The transcript is spliced from 5 exons. The record is from RefSeq and is a predicted model, not a curated record. Gene Ontology annotation, cellular component: endoplasmic reticulum membrane. Gene Ontology annotation, molecular function: fatty acid elongase activity. Lineage: Eukaryota; Metazoa; Arthropoda; Insecta; Hymenoptera; Apidae. Gene Ontology annotation, biological process: sphingolipid biosynthetic process; fatty acid elongation, polyunsaturated fatty acid; very long-chain fatty acid biosynthetic process. Bases 668 to 1567 code for a protein of 299 amino acids.